Molecule: messenger RNA, 1461 nt
Organism: Rotaria sp. Silwood1
Lineage: Eukaryota; Metazoa; Rotifera; Eurotatoria; Philodinida; Philodinidae
Source: the annotation of a GenBank genome assembly
AUGUUAACCAUGGAACGAGGUCUUUUUUAUCAUAUCAACUUAUCACUUGCACGUAAUUAUCAAUUUAAUAGAAUUCUUCGUUUUCUUCCAUUGAAUGAUAUUCAGUCACUUGCAAUUGAUAGUGAUGCAUCUCCACUUCAAUUAACUCGUUGGCCUUAUUUACCUCGUUUGAAAACUCUGCGUAUUAUUGGUGUAUACAAUCAUAAUGAUCUUUUGCUCUUUCUUUUGCUUCAUGCAGCCACACUCAUUCAUCUCAUUAUCAAAUCAAAUGAAAGAUUGGUCCCCGAUGGUUAUUCCUUUAAAUUCGAAUACCCAAUUGGUGACAUUGAAGCAUUAAUAGAAAAUUUUAUUCUUAUUCAUCUACCUGCACUUCGAUCUCUCGACUUAGGCAUGAAUUAUCAUGGGAUAGGCUGGUUCUUUACCACUGCAAUAGUUUCUCUUACCUAUUUGCGUAUUGUUGUGUCAACGAUGGAUAUGUUAGUUCGUCUUAUGUCAACACCACCACUCUCCACCACAUUACAUCAAUUACAUGUAAAAGUAGGUAACAGUGACUUCAAUACUCGUUCCCCUAUACCAACGUCUCCUCUUUCAAUCCGAAUGGUUAGUUUACAUACAUUUACUCUCGUUCAAACUUUUUUCUCGAUGUUAAAAAUUGAAUGGGUAUUUUUCGAAAUGCUGACAUCAUCCAAUGUAAUGCCUGUUCUUCGACGUGCCAAUAUGUCCAUUUUUAUUGAUAUUAAUGAUAUAAAUUGUAUUAGUUCAUCAUCACUUUUCACUGAUCAUCGUCACGUUGAUGUUCAUUUUGCCUUCAGUCUCAUUAAUUGUCCUCGAUACGUAGAAGUGACACAAUAUAUACCACGUGGUAAUCGUUUUCGUCCACGAGAAAUAGUCGGUGCAACAUUUGUUGUCAAUUAUUGGCGUGACAGAUCACAAUGGGAGAUUUAUAUAGAUCCUUUUAAGCGUGGACGUCAAUAUGAUCAUCAUAUGUGGUAUACUCUUCCAUGGGCAUUUGAUGAAUUUUAUCAUGAAUAUUUACCACACAGAUGGAUCACUAAAACACGAGUGUUUGAAAUACCUCAAAAAAUGAUGACAAUUCAUCAAUCAACUCUUCGUACAUUAGAUACAUCAGGUGCUUGCAAUUCCAGUUAUAAAUUCGAUUUUUUUAAUGAAACCAACAAUUGGAAAUUAGAGAAAGUUUAUGAAGAUAAUACAAUUAAAGAAUAUAUUGGUUUAAUCAAAUAUUCUCCAACUAAAAACUUUUUUAUCCUUACAUAUCGUCAUAUGAAAUUAGUUUUUGUUGAUCGAAUAACUCAUCAUGUUUAUUUGAGUUAUUCAGCAACCAAUUUAAUAUCUUCUGUACAAUGGAAUCCUAUAAAUUCAUCGAUUGUUACUUGUGCUACAACAGGAGUAAGCCUAUUUGCUUUUAAAUAUUCAGAUAAAUAUACAUCAAUUACCAAUUAA